Messenger RNA from Paramuricea clavata, 402 nucleotides. The record is from the annotation of a GenBank genome assembly. Lineage: Eukaryota; Metazoa; Cnidaria; Anthozoa; Malacalcyonacea; Plexauridae.
AUGGUUAUACCAAAUUCAGAACCUUGUGCAGAGGAUGUUCAAGCCUGUGGUAAUAUACGCCAAAAUAUGACAAACGUCUCCUUGCACAAGCCUUUCGUGGACAAGUUGGUCAAUGAUGAUGGUGAUGAUGAUGGUAAUGAUAUGGUGAUGAUGAUGGUGGUAGUGAUGAUGGUGAUGAUGAUGGUGGUGGUGAUGAUGGUAGUAGUGAUGGUGAUUGCUGAUGAUGGUGAUGAUGAUGGUGGUUGUGGUAUUGAUGAUGACAGUUGUAGUGAUGGUUGGAUAAUGGUGAUGAUGAUGGUGAUGAUAAUGGACCCUCUGUACAGAGAACAAGCUUUUAAACAAAAAUUAUUGAAUUAUUUCCAACACCGAGCUUCAAAUUCGGCCACCAUUGAUCUAUCAUGA